Molecule: messenger RNA, 1683 nt
Organism: Nelumbo nucifera (sacred lotus)
Lineage: Eukaryota; Viridiplantae; Streptophyta; Magnoliopsida; Proteales; Nelumbonaceae
Source: RefSeq, a predicted model, not a curated record
CAAUACAUUAUAGGACACCGACUCUACCGAACGCUGGAGCUAUAAAAGCAGCACUCCCUCACUCCCUCUUCCUAUAGACAUGCUCUUGCGCGCAGUUAGCUCCACAUCUCCAAUGGCUACUUGUAUUCAUCUCCUUGUUUUUACCCUCCUCCUCCUCCUCAUUCCAAUUUCAAACGCCGCUCUCCGGCCAAGUGAAGUCGUCAUUCCAGUCCAAAAAGAUGUCGAGACCAGCCAGUACGUGGCCACCAUCAAAAUGAGGACCCCUUUAGUGCCUGUGAAGGUUGUCGUUGACUUAGCAGGCACACUCUUAUGGGUGGACUGUGACGAUGGUUACAUAUCAUCCUCUUACCGCCCCACUCCAUGUGGCUCGGCCAAAUGCCAACUGGCAAAGGGCAUUGGGUGCCUCUCUUGCAAUCUGGAGCCCAGACCAGGGUGCACCAACGACACCUGUUCUGUGUUCCCAUACAACCCUAUCAAGAAUUCACUCAUGACCGGAGGGCUCUCUGAGGACGUCAUAGCUAUCCAAUCGACGGAUGGGAAGAACCCAGGUGCUGUUGCUGUCAUACACCCAUUUCCCUUCUCCUGUGCGACCACAUCCCACUUGGAAGGCCUUGCUCGUGGCGCUAAAGGAAUGUUGGGCUUGUCUAGGAGCUCAACCGCGCUACCCACCCAGCUCGCAUCCCAGUUUAGUAAGUUCCCUCAGGUGUUUGCUCUUUGCUUGUCAUCUUCACCAAACUCAAAUGGGACCAUGUUUUUUGGCAAUAAACGCUACAUGCUGAAUCCCAACAACGAUGUGGAUUAUUCCAARUCUCUCACCUAUACACCACUCAUCAUCAACCCAGUAAGCACUGCCCCCAUUUAUUCAGAAGGCGAUCAAUCAGACGAAUACUUCAUCCAAGUUAAAUCCAUCAAUAUCAAUGCAAAGAGGGUACCCAUUAACACAACCUUGCUGUCGUUCGACAAAGAUGGCGUUGGUGGCACCAAGAUAAGCACAGCCACCCCUUACACCACUCUGCAUACCUCGAUCUACAAGGCUGUCACUCAAGCUUUUGCAAAUGCGGCUGCAUCAAUGAAGAUGAGUAGAGUAGCGUCUGUCGCACCUUUCGGUGUUUGCUUUAGCUCGAAGAGCAUCAAACGCACCCGGAUGGGACCGCUUGUGCCUGCCAUCGAUCUUGUACUGCACAGCCAGGAUGUGUAUUGGAGCAUUUCCAGGUCGAAUUCGAUGGUGCAAGUGAAGGAUGGGGUUAUGUGCUUAGGCUUGGUGGAUGCAGGGAAAAAUCCUAGAACCUCCAUUGUGAUAGGAGGACACCAGUUGGAGGACAAUCUUCUUCAAUUUGAUCUUGCAUCGUCGAUGCUUGGCUUCACUUCUUCGUUGCUGGGACAUGGAACAAAUUGCGCCAAUUUCAACUUCACAUCCAAAGUCUAGAAUCUAGUUCUCUGGAGUGUAGACAAGGCCAAAAAAUUAAAUUAGACAUGAGAAUUUGGGUUUGCCUUAAUUAUGGGCUGGACUAAGACGUUUUAAUUGUUUGUUUUAAUAUAUAUGUUCUAGUCAGUCAGUGUGUGUGUGUAGAGUGUAGGUGCGCAAAGCAUCUUUGUCAGCAUUAAAUAAAUAUAUGUACAGGAGUCUAACAUGAGGUGGACUCCAAAUGGUACAUCAUGACCUAUUGCUGAUUUGUUUUUUCA